AUGGUCAACACACCAGUGCUCCCGAUUCCCAUUUCCUUCAUAUCGGGCCAUUAUUUUCUCUUCUCAACUGAUGCAGUCACCUAUCUACGCCGAGAACACAAUAUUUGCGGCGUUCUCAUUGGGACUCUGCCUCAGAUUCCGCAGCAGAAUAUCUUCCUGGGUUUACCAUUAGAGCUUAUGCCGGAAGAGGCUAGGCUCUUGGUUGAGAAAAAGAUUGCUUAUAUUGUGGAUGAUGCACAAGUGCACAAUCAAGGAAUGAAGACUCUGGCUGAUGAAGAUCGGCGACGUCAUCUUGAGAGCUUGGAGCAACACGGACGGCGAGCAGCUUUAGUCCAAUCAAGCAAAAAAGAACAUCUAAAAGAAAAAGCGCUGAAGCAAUCCAAAAAAUCGAAAUCUCAGACCUCAGAUGCAUCAAAAGCGUCGAGUUCCCUGCAAGAUGGACAGGGACAGUCAGAAGACCUGCUUUUUAGUUCUGUAGACGACCGUACUAACGACCCCAUCCAAUCCAGUUCAGCCGUUACUUCACGAGCCGUAUUUGGUGUCACUCCUGCGGACUCUCUCGCUCUCUUUCCCAAACCUCCACCCUUAGGUGGGAAUUCUCUGCCAAAGGUCCCUUCAUCAUAUCCUUUAUACGCCCAUUUGCAUUCCAAAGGAUAUUUCUUGUCUCCCGGUCUCCGUUUUGGUUGCCAGUACAUGGCUUACCCAGGUGAUCCGCUUCGAUUCCACUCCCAUUUCCUCGUUUCCGCCUCUGAGUGGGAUGAGGAGAUAAAUUUAAUGGACUUGGUUGUUGGAGGUCGUCUAGGAACCGGUGUAAAGAAGGGAUAUCUUAUCGGCGGAGAAAUCCCGUCCGAUGAGCAAGAAAAAGGAACCGAUGAAAGGACUGUGAGGACGUUUAGUUUGGAAUGGGCUGGAAUGUAAAGAAUUCCGUUGCCUUGGUGAUCCAACCCCCCCUUUCCGGUCCGGGCUCCCCACAAUGUACAGUAGAUUUACGACCUGGGCCAACUUAAUGCAAUAUCCAGGAAGACUGUUUUCACUCCAUCUCCCUCGCAUAAAUUCCUGCUUGAACUCUUACCUGUCAAGGUAGACA
Coccidioides posadasii C735 delta SOWgp is the source of this 1087-nucleotide messenger RNA. RefSeq names its product tRNA-splicing endonuclease subunit (gene SEN34). The record is from RefSeq and is a predicted model, not a curated record. Gene Ontology annotation, cellular component: tRNA-intron endonuclease complex. Lineage: Eukaryota; Fungi; Ascomycota; Eurotiomycetes; Onygenales; Onygenaceae. Gene Ontology annotation, biological process: tRNA splicing, via endonucleolytic cleavage and ligation; tRNA-type intron splice site recognition and cleavage. Gene Ontology annotation, molecular function: tRNA-intron lyase activity; nucleic acid binding.